Pelmatolapia mariae (spotted tilapia) is the source of this 822-nucleotide messenger RNA. Its product is annotated as myelin-oligodendrocyte glycoprotein-like. The transcript has 6 exons. Gene Ontology annotation, biological process: T cell receptor signaling pathway; regulation of cytokine production. NCBI's taxonomy places the organism in Eukaryota, Metazoa, Chordata, Actinopteri, Cichliformes, Cichlidae. The record is from RefSeq and is a predicted model, not a curated record. Gene Ontology annotation, molecular function: signaling receptor binding. Gene Ontology annotation, cellular component: external side of plasma membrane. Bases 1 to 762 code for a protein of 253 amino acids.
AUGUCUGUGUACAGCUCGCUGGGUGGAGACUCAUCCUCACUGUGGACUUUCAUCCUGUACUCAGCUUUGCUCGUCUGGACUCCCGUUCAAGUUAUUCCGACAUCCCGCGAUGGUACAGGAAGUCUUUCUAGAAGUCCAGAAGUCUUCAGCAGCCAACUCGGUGAGGUUCUGGUGAUCGGUUCAAAUCUUCCAGUCAUUGCUGCUCCGGGUAAUGAUGUCAUCCUGCCGUGCCACCUGGCGCCCACGUUCGAUGUCCAGGGUCUGACGGUGGAGUGGUCCAAACCCGACCUGAAGCCCGACCCGUCGGACCGGCUGAGCCGAGUGGAGUACGUUCACCUGUACAGGGACAGGAAGGAGGUCCCCGACAUGAAGAUGGCCUCGUACUUCAGGAGGACGGAGCUGUUCAUGGACGACAUGAAACACGGGAACAUUUCACUGAAGAUCCUGAACGUGUCGGAGGAAGACAACGGCAGAUACAGAUGCUUCAUCCCCAAGCUGCAGAGCCGAGUGAAAGCUGCUGUUGUUGAACUUGUAGUCGACCCAAACUAUGGGAAAAUCUCAUCGACAGAGACCCCACUGCAUCCCAGAAACUUCCAAACUCCAGAUCCUCAGGACACAACUCAGAGAAACGGUCGGUCCAGGGUCGCUGUGCUGAUCUCCAUCAUCAUCGUUUCUUUACUUGUAGUCGCUGCACUUGCUGCUUAUUUCUCUCGCCAUCACACAAAAGAAGCAUUCAGAGGACCAGGGGAUCCAAAGUCAUAACAAUUACUAGUGCUUUGCCCAAAGGUUCGUUGGUGUUAAUGGAGCGGAGAGCGUUGGAGG